CAUGUAAAAGAGGCUUGCAGGAUCCUUAGGCCAUCCCCAUGAAUUCCUCAUCUGACUCGAAUGUGUCGAGCACCCUGAGUUAUCGAGACUCCUCAAGCACAGCUGUGGUCAAAAAUGUGAUAGUUCUGGCUCUUGGCAUUACCAUUAACUACAUCAAUGGUACACUGAUUCACACCUUCAGAAAACACCAGAUAUUUUAUGUGAAUCCUCGUUACAUCCUUUUCAUCCAUCUGGUGGUGAAUGAUAUGAUCCAGCUCACCGUAACUAUCAGCCUCUUUAUCUUGAGUUAUGCCUUCUAUAAAAUUCAUGCUUCCCUCUGCUUGCUCUUUAUUACCUGUGCCAUCUUCACCACCUUCAACACUCCAUUAAAUUUAGCUGCCAUGGCAGCAGAGUGCUACAUCGCCAUCUGUUUGCCCCUGCAACACGGACGACUAUGUACCAUCAAGAGAACAUAUUUUCUGAUAGGCUGUGUUUGGGCUUUGAGUGCACUAUCGACUCUUACAGACAUCUUCAUUAUUCUGGCAACAGAACCUACGCGGUUAUUUUACGCCACAAUAUUUUGUGAGAGGGAUAACCUGUUCCGACACCCGGUAAAUCUAAAAAAGAGGGAGGUUUCUUACAUAAUCUGCCUGAUUGGUGUUUGGAUCACCCUCUUCUUCACCUAUUUCAAGAUUUUCUUUGCAGCUAAAGCAGCAGAUGGAGAUGCAAAGAAGGCCAGGAACACGAUCCUGCUUCACGGCUUUCAGCUUCUGUUGUGUAUGUUGACCUAUAUAGCCCAUGAGAUAAUUAGGGCCCUGGUUUACCUGUUUCCUAAAUAUUAUGUGCAGGUAGUUUUUGUUUGCUAUAUCAUCAUCCAGAUUCUUCCCAGGUUUAUCAGUCCGAUUGUGUACGGGCUACGAGACAACACAUUUAGAGUGUAUUUGAGAAAGUAUCUGCUGUGUACUGUGUGAACAAGAAACAAGCUAUAGACUGAAACAAAGGCUGCUGUACUAGGUAUCAAAAUAGACGGAUCAGAGUAAACGAGUUCUGACUUUUCAGAGUUAAGAACAAGUACAUUAUAUUGGAACUUGCUCACAUUUAUUGUGCCCUAUGUGUUCUCAAAUGCAAUUUGAAAUUUCUGACUGACUAAAACCUAAUUAUUUUAUUGUCAACUGUGGGAUUGUCUUGUAAAAUACCUUUUCAUACCAGAUAAAAUCCGGCUGUGUUCUCACUUAGAUUUUCUGUCCACAUAGCAAAAU
Messenger RNA from Mugil cephalus (flathead mullet), 1238 nucleotides. RefSeq names its product odorant receptor 131-2-like. Lineage: Eukaryota; Metazoa; Chordata; Actinopteri; Mugiliformes; Mugilidae. Gene Ontology annotation, cellular component: membrane. The transcript is spliced from 2 exons. The coding region runs from base 39 to 950 and encodes 303 amino acids. Gene Ontology annotation, biological process: G protein-coupled receptor signaling pathway. The record is from RefSeq and is a predicted model, not a curated record. Gene Ontology annotation, molecular function: G protein-coupled receptor activity.